AUGUACGACGAAAAGGUAGCAAUUGUAAUCGACAAUGGUUCUGGAAUCUUGAAGGCUGGCUUUGCAGGCGAUGAUGUUCCGGAUUUCGUCUUUCCGUCAAUUGUGGGUCGUCCUCGUUCUACGAAUGAUUUCUAUCAACCAUGGGAACAGUUUAUUGGUGAUGAGGCUCAAUCCAAAAGAGGCUUCUUGACGCUCAAAUACCCAAUUGAGCAUGGAAUCGUGACCAACUGGGAUGACAUGGAGAUGAUCUGGCAUCACACAUUCUGCAAUGAGCUUCGCGUCGCUCCAGAAGAACACCCAGUGCUUCUCACCGAGGCUCCACUCAAUCCAAAGGCAAACCGCGAGAGGAUGACUCAAAUCAUCUUCGAAACGUUCAACGCGCCCGCGAUGUGUGUCUCCAGCACGGCGAGACUCGCGCUUUUUGCUUCUGGACGUACUACUGGCCUCAUACUCGAUUUGGGUGAUGGUGUGUCCUCCGUUGUUCCAAUCUACGAGGGAUAUGCUUUGCCAAAUGCAAUUCUGCGCUUGGAUCUUGCCGGUCGUGAUCUCACCCAUUAUCUCAUGAGGAUGGUCAUUGAACGCGGUUACUCAUUCUCGUAUCGCGAGUUUGUGCCAGACAUCAAGGAGAAACUUUGCUACGUCGCUUUGGACUUUGAGCAAGAGAUGUCAACUUCUGCUUCAUCGUCAAGCCUGGAGAAGACCUACGAAUUGCCUGAUGGACAGGUCAUCACCAUUGGAAACGAGCGAUUCCGUUGUCCUGAAGCUCUCUUCCAGCCAUCUUUCUUGGGCAUGGAAUCGGCGGGAAUCCACGAGACUUGCUACAACUCGAUCAUGAAAUGCGACAUCGAUAUCCGCAAGGAUCUCUACGCAAACAACGUCUUGUCGGGAGGAACCACCAUGUACAGUGGAAUCGCUGAUCGCAUUCAGAAGGAGAUUCAGGGCUUGGCUCCAAGCUCGAUGAAGGUGAAGAUCGUGGCUCCCCCCGAGCGCAAAUACUCUGUGUGGAUUGGUGGAUCGAUUCUUGCAUCACUCUCUACUUUCCAUCAGAUGUGGAUCUCAAAGCAAGAAUACGAUGAAAGUGGACCAGAAAUUGUACACCGCAAAUGUUCC
Mesorhabditis belari is the source of this 1110-nucleotide messenger RNA. The record is from the annotation of a GenBank genome assembly. NCBI's taxonomy places the organism in Eukaryota, Metazoa, Nematoda, Chromadorea, Rhabditida, Rhabditidae.